CCCGAUUUCUUCCGGUCCCGACCCCGCAUUUCAAAUUUCCUCCUCCGCCUCCUCCUCCUCGUCUCCGGCCACCGUUAAAUACCUCGCCGCCGACCACCACCACCGCGGCGGCCCUGACCCCACCCUGCGAGCCCUAGCCAUGGACGGCGACGACGAGGAUAUGCGCGACGUCUCGUCCACGUCGUCCUCCUCCUGCGGCGGAGGGGAGGGCGCGGGGUUCGAGGAGGGGAUGGGGGAGGGGGUGAUGGUGAUGGAGGUGAGGUGGUUCGAGGUGGACCUGGAGUACGAGUUCGACGCGCCCAGGUGGUUCGACCUCGCCGUGGAGGAGUCGCCGGUGGAGGCGGCGGCGGCGCAGCUGUGGUUCGCCUCCGCGCCCAGCUACCCGCCCUCUCCCUUAAUUGCCAAGAUGUUGGCUGAAGAUCUUGGGUUGCAAAGUUUAAGAAGCACUGUGGAUAUAGAUGCAGCACAUUGCUCUAAAUCCUCUCAUGAAUGUUCCAAUGGUGCUGAACAAACGAUCCAUCGGCCACAUAUACCAAAUGAAGGAAGGAUACCUUGCCAUCAAGUUUCAGCGAACGAGCGAAAACAUGGCGUUCGAACUAUUGGAAAAGGAACUAUCCCAAAGAGGUCUACACUGAUGAAGCCUACAGCCAGUCAAUUAGCCAGGCAAAACAGACAAAUUGAAGUGAAGAACUCCACACAGAGUAAAAAGUCGGUUGGGGUGAGAAGUGAUAGAAGUACCAUGAGCUCCAAUGACUGCACCUACCAAGCUGCUAAAAGGCAGAGACUAGAAAGAGGGCAUCUCAACAAGGUUGUUUCAACUAAUCAACCUGAGUUGAUCCAUAAGAAUCAUGCAAAGAAUGUUAUGACUAGUAGCUCUGAUCAUGCCAUUGCUGUACCAAAAUUGAAGAUUACAAUUCCCAGAGAACCUGAAUUGGCAACAAAGCUAAGAGCAGAGAGGUCAAGGAUACUCAGAGCAGUGCCAACUAAUUCAAAGCAGCUAAACAAACAGGCGGCACAAUCCAUUUCUAUGACACAAGCGUCAUCGAUUAGAAAGGUUGUGCAACCUUCUGGGCGCAAUGAUCAUCAGCAUGCAAGUGUUCCACAUCGCGGUAUUGGGUCAAAUGUGCCAGUGUGUACUGCUAAUCGUCCAAGGCAUCUUGACAACAUUUGCAAAACGCCGGAUGAGUGCAGAGAUGACCUGUUUAAAUUUAAAGCUCGACCAGUGGAUAAAAAGAUACUAGGAAGCAAAGGAGAUAUUGGUGUAUUUCAAAAUGCCAAAAGGAGCACAACAGUUCCUAAGGAAUUUAAGUUGUCAACUGGUAGGAAGGGUAAGCAGGCUCCAUUAUCUGAACUCUUCAACAAGCUCACUUUAACUACUGAAGCACGCCGUGCUUUAGAUCACCGGACUGCUGAUCUUCCAAAUUAUAUUACCACCAAGGACUGCAAAGAGAACAUGAUUGGUAACAUGCAAAGCUAGCUAUGGUAGAUCCAGUCAGUCAAGACAUACAAAACAUAGGAAUUCUUCUCUUUGACAAUUCCUGGUUCAGAUUCCUUUUCUCCACCUGAACAAAGGCUAAGCGUCUGUUUUGGACAGUAGGAUCUCGACUUCAUUUGAGUUUUGACAAAGAUGGAGCGAUACAUUAUUUUGACUUGAAGGCACCGACCAAGGCACCGUCCCGGCCAUCCCCGGCAACCUCCCGUCUCCGCUGCCGUGCAGCUGAACAUAAUUCCGUACCUGCUCGCGGCCAUGGCGGAGAUCGAUUUGUACAGAGAAACUAACCAUGACGCCGGUGUGUACUCCAGAUCUGUAACUUGUUGCCAAUCAUCAUCCAGCAAAGUUGCUUGCUUGCUUCUCUCUCCUUGCAUCGUUCAAAUUACUGGGAAAACAAUGUUAGCCAGGAACCAUGGAGAUAUAGUCACAGAGAUACUAACUCCAUGGGACCCGUAGCUCUGAAUUCUGAUGCUGGUCGGGCAAAGACGGGCAUACAGGCUUGUCCAACCAGAAAAAUACUGUGGCAUGGUCAGGGUGAGCACCUGAUGGCUGAUGACCUGACCUGACCUACAUAGAGUAGAUGCCAUGGCAGUGGUGUCACGGUGUACGUGUGAGCCAAACUGUACAUGUCAAACAAGUGUAGCCAUCAUACUGGAGUAGCAUGGGAUCAGAACGGCUCAGGCAUCUCA
Molecule: messenger RNA, 2181 nt
Organism: Oryza sativa Japonica Group (Japanese rice)
Lineage: Eukaryota; Viridiplantae; Streptophyta; Magnoliopsida; Poales; Poaceae
Product: protein TPX2
Biological process (GO): mitotic spindle assembly; activation of protein kinase activity; regulation of mitotic spindle organization
Cellular component (GO): spindle; nuclear microtubule
Molecular function (GO): protein kinase activator activity; microtubule binding
Source: RefSeq, a predicted model, not a curated record